Messenger RNA from Agrilus planipennis (emerald ash borer), 2439 nucleotides. Its product is annotated as probable Dol-P-Man:Man(7)GlcNAc(2)-PP-Dol alpha-1,6-mannosyltransferase. The record is from RefSeq and is a predicted model, not a curated record. Lineage: Eukaryota; Metazoa; Arthropoda; Insecta; Coleoptera; Buprestidae. The coding region runs from base 100 to 2439 and encodes 779 amino acids. Gene Ontology annotation, biological process: protein N-linked glycosylation. Gene Ontology annotation, cellular component: endoplasmic reticulum membrane. The transcript is spliced from 8 exons. Gene Ontology annotation, molecular function: alpha-1,6-mannosyltransferase activity.
CGUCAGUUUAGAAAACUUGAAAUAUUUUUAGGUUAGUUGAAAUCUAUUUUCGGCUUUUGUUCAAAAUAAAAGGAAAUAGUUCUAAGUAAAUUAACUAAAAUGCCACAAAUAAUGGUGAUCGUCGCAGCUGCACAUUUGAUAUUUUGUCCCUUUACAAAAGUCGAAGAAAGUUUCAAUCUUCAAGCAAUUCACGACAUUUUAUACUUCCGAACCAACUUAUCGCAGUAUGAUCACAAUGAAUUUCCUGGUGUUGUACCUCGGUCAUUUAUAGGACCAAUUUUUAUUUCUAUUCUAGUGUCUCCCAUUGCAGCUUUAAUUCAAUAUUUCCAAUUAAAUAAAUUUUGGGCUCAAUACUUGGUUAGAGCCGCCUUAGGUAUUUCUGUCAUUGGUGCAUUUAGAGUCCUAAUUUCAUCCCUUCAAAAAUUUUUUGGUACACAAUGGGUCCAAUGGUUUAUUGCUGUUACAGUAACACAGUCACAUUUUAUGUUUUAUUUAAGUCGUCCGCUUCCUAAUAUUUUUGCUUUACCCCUAGUUCUCUUGGCUGUGAGUAGUUGGCUAGAAAAUAAUUCGAAGCUGUUUAUUAUAUUUUCUGGUGCUGCAAUAAUUAUAUUCCGAUUCGAUGUAAUGUUAUAUUUAGGUUUAUUGCUUUUAUACGACUUAUAUUAUAAACGAAUUACGAUCAGAAGAUUGCUCCAAAUUGGAAUACCCACAGGAGUAUGCUUACUAGUAAUUACGAUUAUUAUUGACUCCGUUUUUUGGGGUCGUCUUCUUUGGGCAGAAGGGGAAGUGCUUUGGUUCAAUACAAUUCUAAACAAAAGCUCAGACUAUGGAACAUCACCAUUUUUGUGGUAUUUUUAUUCUGCAAUACCUCGUGGCUUAGCUGCUUCCGUUUUCCUUGUUCCAAUUGGCUUGUACUUGGAUCAAAGAAUUCGAUACAUCGUUCUUCCAGCAAUACUAUUUGUGUUGAUUUAUUCGUUACUACCACACAAAGAACUUCGAUUUAUAAUUUAUAUUUUUCCGAUUUUAAACAUUGCAGUUGCUACAGCCUGUCACCGUUUGUGGGAAAAUCGUGAUAAAAGCCCAUAUAAUUAUUUUGUUUCCUUGGGAAUUAGCGGUCAUUUGAUUGUUAAUGUUCUUUUCACGUUAUUUUUAAUAAGUAUAUCCAGUACAAAUUAUCCUGGAGGCGUGGCAAUAUCCAAAUUACACCGACUUGCCAAUGAAGAAAGCAGUGUGCAUGUUCAUAUUGCAAACUUAGCUGCACAAACAGGGGUCUCGCGAUUUACUCAAAUAAAUCCACACUGGAUAUAUAACAAAACGGAAAAUUUGCUACCCGGGUCUGAAGAAAUGUUCAAGUUUACACACUUGAUUGUAGAAGCAAAGAGUAAAUUUUCUCCAAAUUUGAAACCUUAUUUAUCCACACACAACUUAUUAGAUUCUGUUGAAUCUUUUCAUCAGCUUUCCUUUGAUUAUUUGUCUAUUCCACCUGUUAAAAUAAAAACCAGGCCAGUUCUUUUUAUACUUGAAAGGAAAGCUAAUUAUAAAGAUUUGAUGCGCCUUGUAAUUUCUAACGACGAUAAUAUUGUCACUGAAAAUUCUGAAGAUGAUGAUAAUGAAGCAUCGAAGGCAGAAAAUAUUUACCAAUUGGACGAAAUCGACAUAACUCAAAGUAUCUCAAUUAAAAAAAGUACAGAGAACAAAGUAGAAAAUGAAAAAUUAAAGCCGAAAUUAUUAGAGAAGAAAGUCAGUUCUGUAGAAAAUUUAAGUGUCAAAGAGAAUGUUAAGAAACUUAUCAGGGAACUUAAGGAAGAAAAUGGCAAAAAAAAAGAAAUGGACUCUAAAAAUAAAUAUUCGAAGAAUGUAAAUAAAAACGGUUCAGAAAAUAAGGGUAAUUCUCAGAGGACGUUUUCCUCUCUGAGAGAUAAAAAAUAUAAUAAAAUUGGCAACAGAUCACAAGGAGUGAAAGAGAAUAUUAAACAAAUAAUUAAAAAUUUUCGCAAAGAAUAUUUAGCUGAAAUGAGAAAAGAAAAACUUGCGGAAAAAGAGAAACAAUCAGAAAAAGCAAUUAGCAUAGUAGAAAAUGACAAAGAAGCAUUCAAUCGAAUAACAACUCAAAUUGUUGAUAUAAUAGAAUAUAAUUUUAACUUAAUUGACAAAGAGUCUGUUAGACAACGUAUCCAAACCCUUAUUUUGGAAGAAGUACAUAGUGGUAUUGAGUACAUCUCUGAUAGUAAAACUCCGAAAAGAAAAAUUCCCAAAGUAUUGGGUAUUUCAGAAGUAAAAAUAGGCAAAAAUAAACCUCCAAACCAAAAGCAAAAAGCAAUACAUGAAAAAUUUGCUGAUGCAGAAGUGGAUAUUAAAAUUGAAACUGAUUUUUUAAAUUAUAAUGGUCAAAAGACAAGUGAUAAAGAUCCUGANGCAACUGUUUUGGAAUUCAGGUAA